This is a messenger RNA of Pecten maximus, 9927 nucleotides long. RefSeq lists its product as uncharacterized. Lineage: Eukaryota; Metazoa; Mollusca; Bivalvia; Pectinida; Pectinidae. The record is from RefSeq and is a predicted model, not a curated record. Gene Ontology annotation, molecular function: calcium ion binding; protein binding.
UCUCCAAUCCCCGAAAAUUUAGCGGCUGCUACAAGUCUGACGAAGGUCAUCGCUUAACGUCAUGUAGACGAGUUAAAAUGUGUUGUCAUCGAUGGAGAUGAGCAAAAAGUUGUUGGAUUUCAUUUCGGAAACCAGGGAAUGGUCUAAAAUGACAUCAUUCCUCCAAUGCCUGAGGGUGGUUGCCAUGGUGAUGUGGCUGUGUGCCCAUGGCUGCAAUGGUGAGGAGAGUCCUCCCAUUCAUCACCUGGUUUUACUGGAGAACCUUCCGUCUGAAUUUAACCACACCUCCAACCCUGAGAUCGUCAUCCGUACCAACUACAGCGGACUAGUCCACUUCAAGGAGUCAGAUGAUUUUAAAGUCCUGCUGAAUAUCACUGCACCCUCUAUUGACAAGGCCUAUGCUGUUCACUCACAUAUGGUUGCUGACAAGGGGAGACUACUCAUUCAAGUGUACGAAGAGCCUUCCGCGGCACGAGUCAUCAGUCUCGGAUGGAUUUUCCUCUUGGUAGGCAUAGCGACUUGUUUGGUCGCCACACUGGCUGUCCUGUACGCAGUAUGGUGGUACUGUAGUAAAAAGUAUAUUGACAUCGAACAAGACAACCUUCGACAUGGCAAUGUCAUGUAUCGCGCCAGGAACAGCAUGCAUCUCUCUGCGACACAGGCGGAGGAGAUCAUGUUAUCGCGGGGGGACGACGAGCAUGAUGGCUUUCCGAUUGACGAUCCCCUCAGAGGAGUCCCAGAACUGCCAGAACAGGAGGAAGCAGAGGCUUUAGAGAUGGAAGAACUACAGGCUACAGAAAAGCAUGCAAUCGAUGGCGAUAGUGACAAUGACUAUGAGAAACGGGUUGCCAAGAAACGUCUUCAGGCCCAAGCUAGAAAGAUACACAAAGAUUAUUAUAAGAAGGAUAUAGCUAGACGCAAGAGACAUCCUUCCCUGAAUGACCCUCCCUCUUAUGACGCUGUGAUGGAGUAUCCGAAUGAAUCAAGUGACGAUUCAGAUGAAUCGCCAGAACAUGACACGAGUAACCGACGGUUACUACCAACAAUAGAAGGUUCUGACACAUCAUUAGGUGACAGGACCUAUCAGAACGUGUACCGGGACGGCGCUAUUACAACAUUCCGAACAUUAGACACACACAUUCCUGUUGCACAUUCAGACGGUGACCUCACCCUGGCAAACUUGGCAAGUCGUAGAGGGCGACACCUGCCCCGGCUUGCAAAGGGCAUGGUGACGCCACCCGUUGCUAUGUCGGAAGAAUUAGCGCGGGGACCAUCUUUCCCCAGAACUGACAGCACUACUGUUGGUAGGGAUAGCAAAGAGAAUAUGGCCACCCGCGAAGAUAGUAAUGCCUCUCCCUUCAGAGUGACGGCUGUCGUACACCAAACCACACCGCAGUCUCCAGAACACGCUGGGUCACGUCCAGGAAGUACAACCGGGUCACGCCCUGGGAGUACAACCGGGUCACGCCCUGGAAGUGUGAUAGGGUCAAGGCCAGGCAGUGGUAAGGGGUCACGACCUGGGAGUAGUACUGGUUCAAGAGUUGGCAGUAACUCUCAGCUUAGACCAGCAUAUGCUACAAUAAGCCAGGCCCAUACAGUGUCAACCAUGGACUCUGGCAUCUACACAAUGGAGAAGAAUCCCAUGGACAUCCCUUUGACAAGCUUUAAGAGUCGUGGACCUCCCCCGCCCAUCCCUGUCAAACCCCCUGUUGUACCUCCUCAAAGAAAUACACCAGUUUCAGGUGCCCGAAGUCCACCAGCAUCUGAAGCACAGGACUUAUACCAAUAUGGUAAAUUGGAGAAUUCUGGCAACCCAUACCCUCCAUCAUUGAUGACGUCUGAUAGCUUGAUGAGCCCUGGUGGUCAUCGCUUCAGUUUAAUGAGUGAGAAAACCUUCUCCCUUUAUGGCAGCAGCGAGAUUUUUGAUGCUAACCAACAACAACGGGACAAGGAUUUUGACGAGGAAGACAGUGAAUCUGAUAUCGAGGUGGAAAUUCCACCACUGGGAGAUUCUGAUGCAGAUAUUCUAUCUGACGCAAGUCUGCCUCUUCCUAGUCCCCCAGCCUUUAUCCGACCUCAGGGAUCUAAUUACACAUUUGAUGGAAGUCCGAUUAGCCCUGCUGCCAGGAAAUUCCUGUACGGAGACAGUCUCCAUGGUAUCUCAGCCAUGUCUCCCGCCUUUGAUGACUGGGAUGAUAUGAGAGGUGGACGAUUGAUAGCUGCUACAGCCUCCCCUACUAAUACGUUAGACAAGCACUUCGUGUUCCCUCCUCCGCAACAAUCCCAGGACUCCGGGAUGUCAGACGGGCCAGAUAUGUCCAGCUUCAAUGACAAUAACGGCACCUCGACACCUCCACCCCUCCCGCCUCCGAAUCCGGUACCAAGGAGUAUUUCAGACAUGCAGGGAAAUCACAUCAAUCUACAGGCCCCACCCACUAAAAACCCGAAAACAUACCACUCCCCACAUCGAUACUCCACUUCCCGCGAGGAGGGCCGAUCCCCUCACCAUCUUCAUCCAGAAGGGAGGGAGUAUGCAGAACAGAACGGCCACCGUGAACGACAGCGCCAACUCUCGGGAGGGAAACCUGGUAGAGGAAGGGGAGGAAAACCUCUUUUAGGACCUAAAGUUUUGCAUCUGACAAUGCUAUCAACGUUCUGUGUACUGAGUGUUCUUGGUGGAGUCUAUGCCAAAAUGGCCGAGCCUGAAACAGAGGUUUAUAUGACGGUGUACGCCCCACGAAACUUUCUGGCUGCCCAUCGCAUCAACGUCUUCUUCAACCAGGACAAAAAAGCAGAUAUUGAGGCAUCACCAUUCAACGUGCAGCCCUAUGUGGCGUCUGAUCCCAUUCUGUGGCGGAUGAACUCGUCUCUGUGUGUGAGAAAUAAGUGUGCACAGGGGUGUGAUGAGAACACAGGUCGCUGUAUUUGUAAAAAGGGCUACAAGCUUGAUAAGGAUGGAAACUGUAAAGAUGUCAACGAGUGUCAUGAAAUGACCUUCCGAUGUCACAAGGAUGCCGGCUGUCUGAACAGUAAGGGAUCGUAUGACUGUCGAUGUAGUUAUCCAUUCUUUGGCGAUGGGAAGUACUGUGAAGAAUGUACAAAGGGGUGCCCAGAAAACAUGUGGGAAGUACAAGGCUGUACAAGCACACAGUCAAAGAUCUGUCGAGCCUGCACAAAAGUGUGUGUCGAUGGCUUCUACUUGCUGAGUCCCUGCCACACAAACAAUGACAUCACCUGUAGGAUGUGUCACCAGAAGUGUACAGGAGGCAGCUACGAGUACAAACAAUGUACCAGGAGGCAGAAUCGAGACUGUAGAGAUCGGUCUGAGUUGCGUGAGCCACUGACCAGUGCAAAUGUUGUCUAUGAGAACCAGUUGGAGGUCACAGAUGAGGAAGCCAAGAUGCCAUACACACAGUCGGACUUCAGCGAAGUACGCAGAUUCACCUUCCACAGAGGGUCUGGAUUCUACAUCAAAGUGGCCAUCAAGCAUCUCAACCCUACAUUUGUGUUUGAACCUGUCGAUCAUGCUGACAACAAUGACCUGAGGUCAUUUCCAGGGAAACCAAUGAUCACUCGCCAGUAUUGCCCCUAUCCCGUUCCAGCACAUUAUGAACUGUUUUAUCGGAAACACCAGAAUCAGAAGUACAGAACAUACAUGACAAAGACCGGCACAGUUAUUGAGCCAUGUGAUACCUACAUGCGACACGGAUCAUACCCAGAUCUAAGUCACCGGGACUCCGGCUCCAUCCUGUGUUCAGAGCCGGGGCCGGUCAGCAGUGUGUUUGCCAUCCAGCGCGAGUUUGGUACUAGCAAAGACACUUGGGUGGAAAAAUCUGUGAGAUGCCAUAAUGAAAACGAGGCUUGUCUAAACUGUACAAUUCUCUGUACACGUCACAUGAUGAAAGACUUGGGCCAGUGUGGUGUGCGGGAGUCUGACGGCGAUGGCGGGUCUCCACGGUUACCAACAUGUUUCGCCUGCUGUAUACAGCAGAACUGUACAGACAUAUGUCGGGACUACCAUGAUAGGGGAUGUCAGACUGUCAGAUGUCAAGAAGGGAAUUUGAUUGAGUUCCGUCUCAGACCCGUUUACAACAACGGAGAAGACUACCUGUGUCAUGUGACUCCAGUAACCAAUCAGAAGUUGAUCGAGUUGGAAUAUACCAUCAUGCAUUUCCACAAGGAGUUACUACGCAGUAAUAUCAGUAUCUAUGGUAACAAUAAAUGGAUGACAACAGGCAAGACAAAUCACAGGGAUAAGAUUAUCAACAUACAAAUCGACUCGAAGCUUGGUAAGAUGCCCAAUUUUAUUCAAGGAACACCUAGUACUGGGAUAAUGAAAGUGGGCGUGUACAAAGAGGAAGGAGCCAAGGUCAAACACGCCCACAUCACUGGGUCAUCAGCUCUGGCUCGACCAGUGUGGCCGUUUAAAGUGACAUCCUCAAUAUUUGGGAGUAAGUCAUGUGAGGAUGAAGCACUUGAUGACCUCGUCCUGGCAAUUGGUUCAGAGGACCCGUAUGACCCGAUUUCCGACCUGUUGGGGGUGUACGUUGGUAAUAUGAGCUACAUCAUCACAAAUUUCACGACACAUCCUCGAGUUCGCAUAGCUGUGGACAAACAUGUAUCGGUCCUUAGCGUCCUCUACCCAAGCACGGAACUUGUAUUCAGUCGUCUCCAUGGCAACAUCACCCAUAACUCAUCUCAUUGGCUUGUAGAUGUGUACGGAGCCGUCAAGACGUGUCCUGGUUUCCUGAAGUUGAAUAUUUCAGAUGCAGACUAUUCCAGCGAUCCACUGUUUCAGUAUGAGCUCGGAAUCAAAUGCCCCAAAACGUUUAACAUAUCUUUCUCGAUUCCAAAUGGGGACAAGCCUUACUUUGAAAAAGAUUUUAUUGUGACAAUUAAGGAUCGAGUGACUACCUACCAUCUCAACAUCUACAAACCCAGGUCAAAGGUCACAGAAGCACCAACUAAACAGGUGACCCGCGGUCAGCUGCUGAGUCUGACGGCUACUGAGGAUGUCACUCCACCACACUUCUCCAUUCCCUUCAUCGCCUCCGUUUGUGGAGGCACUCUCCUCCUCAUCUUCAUCGCUACCUUCGGCAUCUGUGUCAAAUUCAACCAGCCCCGUGUGGACGUCCUUCGUUUCCACUGGUGUCAUCUCGUCCUCAUGGUCGGCUACUUGGUGUUCCAGUUUAUGUUUGCCGUGCUGGCUUCUAUGACCGUAUUUGUUCUUAUCAUCAUGGCUGUCAACAGUGACACGACGGCCUUCCUACAGAACUACCAACAGCAACGUUCAGUGAAGUCAGCGUAUAGCCACCUAGAGCUUGACCACAUGGAGCGCCACCUGUUGGCAGAGAUCACGCGACAAAACCAACUUGCCAAUAGUUCAAAGGCCAUGUGUGAACAGCAAAUGCACAAGAUUACAGACGAUUUCGCUAAGUUAAAGGCUGAAAUGGAGAGCGAGGUGAAGACGAGGAUGGAACAGGAGAAUUUGAACAACCUGUUGGCAGACCACACCCAACAGCUGUUACAGAGUUUUACCAACAGUCUGGCCAUCUUCAGUUACCGAUACAAUAACUACCUUAAGUAUACGAGGCAAGUCUUUUCCUCCGAUAUCCGUGACACCUACGACAGUGUCGAGAAGAACAAGUGGCUAUCUGGAGCAAACUUCCUUCGACGUAAAGUGAAGAUUCUACGGGACAUGAUGAAUCUGCCGACCAAACCAUUCAUUGACUGGAUGGGCUUGAAGAACGACCUUCUACAUACAACAACAGACACGCCGAUACCCACUCCACACUUACCAAGGUUCAGUAUGGCUGACACUGUGAUGGGAGGUAACAGCGACCAAUCCGCAGGGUCAUCACCAACGAUUAGGACAACUAACGAGAAAACACUCGAGAGCCAUAACUACUGGAUCUACAACAACCAACCACAAGGCUCCAACAAGCCCCUGUAUGAACAAAACACAACCGAGACCCAGACCGACGCUCAUCAGAUCUCCAAGUCAAGUUACAACGGAUAUUAUAUAUUCUUUGGUGUAAUGUUAAUGAUAGACUUGGUGUGGUUUCUUCAUCGGAUGUUAAAGGCCGUGGGUGUCAGUCAGCUCUUGUUGUUCGGCUACCCGAUUUACCUCGACAUCCGCGACAAAACAGCAAGAUCUCGUCACCCCAGUGAAAGUGAGGCAUACAUGAAGAAGCGGAAGAAAUGGUUUAAAAAGGGAUUCUUUCAUACAAUGAAGGAGUUCUUCUUUAAAAUACUGUCCAGUAUGUUUAUCCCCAAGGUGAUAACAGCAGUCCUGGUGUGUCUCAUCAUGUAUGUGUUGUCUGUGGCAACCUUCCACUUCGUCAACAGAGAAACGUUUAGCUACCUAGGAUAUUACAAUAAUAUAGAUGAUCUAUUAGAGAUGAACGAAGCCUUCAUCAACAAUCGUAUAAAGACCCAUGCCAUGCGUAUCAACAUGAUGGAAUACCCUACCUAUCAGGAGUUGGUCAAUCUACACAUACAGCGACACCAUUACGUGUACAAGAUGGUCGAGAGACAGUGGCAGGUCCUCAGCGACGCCCACGGUCAGUUAUACUGUAAAUACCUCCAACAACUUGACGUCAAGGCCAAGUGUAACAAACCACUCAGUACUAGGUUCAGUGAAAUACAGAUCUCAGCCUGUCACUUUCAACAGGUGGAACCAGAGCUGUAUGAAGGACAUUCCGGUCCGGAGUCCACAGUGGCUGAGGUACAGAUGGAUGCUUUCCUGAAGAGUAUCCGACAGAUGAUCUCGGAUACUAGCUAUAUUGUCCUCAUCUAUCUGUCCGUCAUUAUUGUCAAGGAGUUACUGGGAACUGUCAUCUGGCUUUAUAUGAAAAGGUCUGGUUUUAUGAACCUGCGAAUAAUUUACGAGGCUGAUGAACCACCACCUCCAGCCUCUAGGACGAUGUAGAUUCAGUCUUGAUGUUGUAAUUAUCAGAUGGAACUGAUGAAGUCACUUCUGGCUAGUGAACUUGAGUGAAACCAGUGUUAUUUCUCUUAACAUUAGAAGUGUUGAAAGAACUGGCUUUAAUUCUUACUAGUGAACUUGAGGGAAACCAGUGUUUUUUCUCUUAACAUCAGAAGUGUUCAAAGAGCCGGCUUUAAUUUUUGUAAUUACUAUGUGAAGUGUUGAAGCUCACACAGGAUGUAAUUUGGUCAAGGUCACACUUGAUUAAAAUUUGGAGGUCACCGUUUUUUUCUUGAUUGUCAAGGAUAUUUGUGACAAAUUGUGUCUUUGUUAGUCAAUGGAUAUAAUACAGGCUGUGAUGCCACAGGCAUUGUUUUAAGCUUUAGUAAUGAAUCAAUUGCCCUGAAUCUCAUGAUCUUAUGUCAAACAGAAAGCAUUUGUGAUAACAGAAUUGACCUGCAUUUCUGAGUGCUUGAACUUCACCAUGCCUCUAUAUAAGGGGGAAGAAGACUAUUGUUCAGUGCUAAGUUAAAUGUGAAUUUGUUAUUAAGGAGACGAGCCAAGCUGAUGAAGAGUUGUCUCUUUGUGGAACAAAAGGAUACUGUGUUUUUACUACAGUGUAUCAACCAUCAUCAUCAAAUGCCUUGUCUUUGAUAACAGUGUGUAUUUCCAUAAUGUCGUUCAUGGUUGAUGUUAUUGUAUUUGUGAACAUGUGAUUUUUAUAUUGAGCUUUGUGCGAACAAUGGGAAGUGAUCCUGCCUGUUGACGUACAAUGUAUUGAAGCUGUUUUGUCAGAAAUAUAUAUAAAUAUAAAAUGAUGAUAAUCCUUGAUAGGUUUCGAGAUCACUAUGUGUUCAAUUGUCUGCUUUCUGUGUACCGACACUAUGAAUACCGGUAUCGUGAAAAGGGUUGUCUCCCUUUAUAGAAGUGUGGUACUUCUCCUGCUUAGUAAAAGAAUUGUGAGUUAUGUGGAGCAAAGACGAAAUCCUAUAUUUGCUGAUUAUCAAAACGCAAUAAAAAAAACAAUGACCUUGGAGAAAAAUUAUAAUGUAUAUGCCGAGAAAGAACAGCUAGCAGAUGAAAUGUCAUAAUACUAUUUUGAAUAACAUAAUAAAUUGUGUAUAGAGUAAGUGUGUUUUUUAUGGAAGGUGGAUAUGAAUGUGUGUAUCAUUGUAUUUCGUGUUUGUUGAUUUUAUGAGAAUAAGAAUGUCUGCAAUAUUAAAAUAUUAGAUUUAUAUAUGACAGGUUUCUAAAAUAAAUAUAUCUAGUCCAAAAUGUUUUUCAUAUAUUAUAUAUAAAUAUAUAGAGGUAUAUCCUUAAUAAUUUGAAUGUGUCCUUGUUAGAAUGCAUUUCACAUCCCCUGUUUAACCUACUUAAACUCACCCUUCAAUUGUUAUGGACAAGUUUAUUAUGUUAAAUGGGGGCGAUAGGUUCUGCUGCUUUUUGUUCUAACCAAAUUGAUCUCAUAUUUUGAUAACUCAAAAGGAGUUGUCUACCUUUGUAUAUACUAUAUAUACGUGUACCGACACUAUGAGUUGUCUACCUUUGUAUAUACUAUAUAUACGUGUAUAUAUAUAUAUUUCCUAUAUAUAUAUAUUUUCUCAGUGCUGUUACCCAAAGGAGAAUGUUUAUUUCAAAGAUUUUGCUAAUUAAUAAGAAUAUAUGAAGUAUCAAUUUAUCAAAAGUAAUUCACUGUUUUCUUAACACACAACUAGACUAAGGGAUAGAUUUUCACAGUACAUUGUACCAACAGCUAGAGUUUGCUUUAGUAUUUUUACAAAUUUUAUUUUCAAAUAUUGAUAUGAGACUACAUGUAUAUGUUAAACCUUACGGAUUUCAAAUAAUGAUUUAUUAAUUGAUGUCAUAAUUUGGUUUCCUUCAGUGAUCAUAUUCAUGAAACAUUUGGACUGGAAAUAAUCACAUCAUACAUACUAUCAAUAAUAUAAUGCUAAGGAUUUCUAAUUGUGGGAGACCCAUUAGACUCAGCUCUGUACUCAAUCGACAGAGUAGAGUGUUUUGGGUAUCUGACCAGGCGGUAUCUCGGCUUUUAUUUUCUGUGUUAUUUAGGGAGACGAUGGUUACAUUGAUUUACAUAGAUUUGAUUAUCAAUGAAUUGGCUUUAUUUUUACUGUCAGCAUUAGCAUUGUGUACUUUGUGAAUUACGACUUGUGGAACGACUAUCAUAUCAAAAGAGUUGUCUAUGUUGGUUUAUUGUGUUUCAGAGCUUCAGUUUAACUCCCAACACAAUAAUCAAAUAUUUUCGGAUAGGAAUAUUAAAAUCUCCGUCAUAAAUGAAAAUAAGAGUUUCUUGAAACCAUUAGCAGCUUCAGAUGUACAGAUGUACAGAUGUACAGGUGUGUUAUGAUUGGAAAAGUGUUUCAAUUUACCUCUCACAUUGGUAUUCGUAUGAUUGCAACCUGCUGUAUAAAUUGUCCCAAUAAAAAGAAUAAUAUAAACAAGAAAAUAUCUAUUCCCUAAACAAAAGUAAACUUGGAAUCAGUUGCUUGACGUAUGUCAUCUGUUACACUUAUAGUUAUUUUGUAUUUUAAUGCUUUGAUUGUCAAUCAGUUAUUGUCAACAAAUAGACCUCCGAUCUCCUGAAAUACAUAAAUACUGUAAAAUCAUGAAUUUUUGUGGAGGUUUAUUUUCAUUGAUUUCGUGGGUACAACAAAUUCAUAUUUCCAUGAAUGAAGUGUUCACAUUUGACAUUUAAGUUUUUAUAUUGGUAGAUUUUGUUUGUAACAUGAAGUCAUAGUAUUUUUUAUGAAAACCCACGAAACUUGAGCCUCACAAAAAUAUAAGAAUUUUCAGUAUACACUGAUUUUGUAUCUGAGAGAUAUGAAUGGAAAAAACCCACGAAACUUGAGCCUCACAAAAAUAUAAGAAUUUUCAGUAUACACUGAUUUUGUAUCUGAGAGAUAUGAAUGAGAAAUGCUUAAUUUGUAGAUAGAUACAGUCAAACUGAUAUGGAUAAACCAAAUUAAACGUGAUAAAACCAG